Molecule: messenger RNA, 456 nt
Organism: Moneuplotes crassus
Lineage: Eukaryota; Ciliophora; Spirotrichea; Euplotida; Euplotidae
Source: the annotation of a GenBank genome assembly
UGAAUUCACAAAGCAUCAUUAAAGCAUCAAUGGUUCCUAAAGACAUCUGGGAUUGCCCAGACCAGAUCGAUGAAGAAGAAUGUACUCCUCAAAUGCCUCACUUCACGAAGCAAUUUGAGAAUACUCUGAAGGAUAACAAAGGUAGUUCAAACAAAGCUGACUUUGAAGAAGUACUAGAGAGUAUAGGCAGCCCUGAAUUUUGAAGAAUCAAGCCUAGUGAUGAAGCAGUUGCUGGAAAGCUUCAAAAACAGAAAGUAAAGCGGAAAACUAAGAGGAAGCUAGGAGAUUAUAAACCUAACACAUAUAACGUUAAGACUUCUUCAAAGUGGAACGGCCUGAACCUUGCAGAUAAAGAGAAGAAGCUGCUGAGGAGAAUUCCUUCCGACCAAAUUCUCAAAGUGCUACUGACAUAAAUUGAUUUCUGGAAAGAAGAGGAACGUCUCUUUGGAAUAUAUA